AGUGCCCAGUGAAGAAUGUGAUGGGAUCAGUAGCAUGUCUGCGGAGAGCGGCCCUGGGACGAGAUUAAGAAAUCUGCCAGUAAUGGGGGAUGGACUAGAAACUACCCAAAUGUCUACAACGCAGGCCCAGGCCCAACCCCAGCAAGCCAACGCAGCCAGCACCAACCCCCCGCCCCCGGAGACCUCCAACCCCAACAAGCCCAAGAGGCAGACGAACCAACUGCAAUAUCUGCUCAAAGUGGUGCUCAAGACACUAUGGAAACACCAGUUUGCGUGGCCUUUCCAGCAGCCUGUGGACGCCGUCAAGCUAAACCUCCCUGAUUACUAUAAAAUCAUUAAAACACCUAUGGAUAUGGGAACAAUAAAGAAGCGCUUGGAAAACAACUAUUACUGGAAUGCUCAGGAAUGUAUCCAGGACUUCAACACUAUGUUUACAAAUUGUUACAUCUACAACAAGCCUGGAGAUGACAUAGUCUUAAUGGCAGAAGCUCUGGAGAAGCUCUUCUUGCAGAAAAUCAAUGAACUGCCCACUGAAGAAACGGAGAUCAUGAUAGUCCAGGCAAAAGGAAGAGGACGUGGGAGGAAAGAAGCAGGGACGGCAAAACCUGGUGUCUCUACGGUACCAAACACAACGCAAGCAUCGACUCCUCCGCAGACCCAGACCCCUCAGCAGAACCCUCCACCUGUGCAGGCCACACCUCACCCCUUCCCUGCAGUCACCCCCGACCUCAUCGUCCAGACCCCCGUCAUGACAGUGGUGCCUCCCCAGCCACUGCAGACGCCCCCACCGGUGCCCCCUCAGCCACCACCCCCACCCGCACCAAACCCCCAGCCUGUGCAGAGCCAUCCGCCCAUCAUCGCAGCCACCCCACAGCCUGUGAAGACAAAGAAGGGAGUUAAGAGGAAAGCGGAUACCACCACCCCCACCACCAUCGACCCCAUUCAUGAACCACCAUCACUACCCCCGGAGCCUAAGACCACCAAGCUGGGCCCCCGGCGGGAGAGUAGCCGGCCUGUGAAGCCUCCCAAAAAGGAUGUGCCCGACUCGCAGCAGCACCCAGUGCCAGAUAAGAGCAGCAAGGUCUCAGAGCAGCUUAAGUGCUGCAGUGGCAUCCUCAAGGAGAUGUUUGCCAAGAAACACGCAGCCUAUGCCUGGCCGUUCUACAAGCCCGUGGAUGUAGAGGCGCUGGGUCUGCAUGACUACUGUGACAUCAUCAAGCACCCCAUGGACAUGAGCACAAUCAAGUCUAAACUGGAGGCCCGUGAAUACCGUGAUGCUCAGGAAUUUGGUGCUGAUGUCCGAUUGAUGUUCUCCAACUGCUACAAGUACAACCCUCCCGACCAUGAGGUGGUGGCCAUGGCCCGCAAGCUCCAGGAUGUGUUUGAGAUGCGCUUUGCCAAGAUGCCAGAUGAGCCAGAGGAGCCUGUGGUGGCUGUGUCCUCCCCGGCGGUGCCACCCCCCACCAAAGUGGUGGCCCCACCCUCAUCCAGCGACAGCAGCAGUGAUAGCUCCUCAGACAGUGACAGCUCCACUGAUGACUCUGAAGAGGAACGAGCCCAACGGCUGGCAGAGCUCCAGGAGCAGCUCAAAGCCGUGCACGAGCAGCUUGCAGCCCUCUCCCAGCCCCAGCAGAACAAACCAAAGAAAAAGGAGAAAGACAAAAAAGAAAAGAAAAAAGAAAAGCACAAAAAGAAGGAGGAGGUGGAGGAGAAUAAGAAGAGCAAAGCCAAGGAACUUCCUCCCAAAAAGACCAAGAAAAAUAACAGCAGCAACAGCAAUGCGAGCAAGAAGGAGCCAGCGCCCAUGAAGAGCAAGCCCCCUCCUGCAUAUGAGUCAGAGGAGGAGGACAAGUGCAAGCCCAUGUCAUAUGAGGAGAAGCGGCAGCUCAGCCUGGACAUCAACAAGCUCCCUGGCGAGAAGCUGGGCCGUGUGGUGCACAUUAUCCAGUCUCGGGAGCCCUCCCUCAAGAAUUCCAAUCCUGAUGAGAUCGAGAUCGACUUUGAGACUCUAAAGCCGUCCACCCUGCGAGAACUGGAGCGCUAUGUAACCUCUUGUUUGCGGAAGAAAAGGAAACCUCAAGCUGAGAAAGUUGACGUGAUUGCUGGCUCCUCAAAGAUGAAGGGCUUCUCGUCUUCAGAGUCGGAGAGCACCAGCGAGUCCAGCUCCUCUGACAGCGAAGACUCUGAAACAGAGAUGGCUCCGAAGUCAAAAAAGAAGGGGCACCCCGGGAGGGAGCAGAAGAAGCACCAUCACCACCAUCAUCAGCAGAUGCAGCAGGCCCCGGCCCCCGUGCCCCAGCAGCCCCCGCCGCCUCCCCAGCAGCCCCCGCCGCCUCCACCUCCACAGCAGCAGCAGCAGCAGCAGGCCCCGCCCCCGCCGCCCCCGCCUUCCAUACCACCACAGGCAGCCCCCACGAUGAAGUCCUCGCCUCCGCCCUUCAUCGCCGCCCAGGUGCCCGUCCUGGAGCCCCAGCUCCCAGGCAGCGUCUUCGACCCCAUCGGCCACUUCACCCAGCCCAUCCUGCACCUGCCGCAGCCUGAGCUGCCCCCCCACCUGCCCCAGCCGCCCGAGCACAGCACUCCACCUCAUCUCAACCAGCACUCGGUGGUCUCUCCUCCAGCUUUGCACAACGCGCUGCCCCAGCAGCCAUCGCGGCCCAGCAACCGAGCCGCCGCCCUGCCCCCCAAGCCCGCCCGGCCCCCGGCCGUGUCACCUGCCCUGGCCCAGCCACCCCUUCUUCCACAGCCCCCCAUGGCUCAGCCCCCCCAAGUGCUAUUGCAGGAGGACGAAGAGCCACCCGCCCCGCCCCUCACCUCUAUGCAGAUGCAGCUCUACCUGCAGCAGCUGCAGAAGGUGCAGCCCCCCACACCACUACUCCCUUCCGUGAAGGUGCAGUCCCAGCCCCCGCCCCCUCUGCCCCCCCCACCUCACCCCUCUGUGCAGCAGCAGCUACAGCAACAGCCACCGCCGCCACCCCCCCAGCCACAGCCGCCACCCCAGCAGCAGCACCAGCCCCCGCCACGGCCUGUGCACAUGCAGCCCAUGCAGUUCCCUACCCACAUCCAGCAGCCCCCGCCGCCCCCGGGCCAGCAGCCCCCGCACCCGCCCCCGGGCCAGCAGCCGCCGCCGCCACAGCCCGCCAAGCCUCAGCAGGUCAUCCAGCAUCACCCUUCACCCCGGCACCACAAGUCGGACCCCUAUUCUACCGGUCACCUCCGAGAAGCCCCCUCCCCGCUUAUGAUACAUUCCCCCCAGAUGCCACCGUUCCAGAGCCUGACUCACCAGUCGCCACCCCAGCAAAAUGUUCAGCCUAAGAAGCAGGAGAUGCGUGCGGCCUCCGUGGUCCAGCCCCAGCCCCUGGUGGUGGUGAAGGAGGAGAAGAUCCACUCACCCAUCAUUCGCAGCGAGCCUUUCAGCCCCUCACUGCGGCCAGAGCCCCCUAAACACCCAGAGAGCAUCAAGGCGCCUGUUCACCUGCCCCAACGGCCCGAGAUGAAGCCUGUGGACGUCGGGAGGCCUGUGAUCAGGCCCCCUGAGCAGAACGCACCCCCACCAGGGGCCCCUGACAAGGACAAACAGAAACAGGAGCCGAAGACACCAGUUGCACCAAAAAAGGACUUGAAAAUCAAGAACAUGGGCUCCUGGGCUAGCUUGGUGCAGAAGCAUCCCACCACCCCGUCCUCCACAGCCAAGUCCUCGAGUGACAGCUUCGAGCAGUUCCGCCGCGCUGCCAGGGAGAAGGAGGAGCGCGAGAAGGCCCUGAAGGCACAGGCCGAGCACGCAGAGAAGGAGAAGGAGCGGCUUCGGCAGGAGCGCAUGAGGAGCCGAGAGGAUGAGGAUGCGCUGGAGCAGGCCCGGCGAGCCCAUGAGGAGGCACGCCGGCGCCAGGAACAGCAGCAGCAGCAGCGGCAGGAGCAGCAGCAGCAGCAGCAGCAGCAGGCCGCCGCUGUGGCCGCCGCCGCAGCCCCCCAGGCCCAGAGCUCCCAGCCCCAGUCCAUGCUGGACCAGCAGAGGGAGUUGGCCCGAAAGCGGGAGCAGGAGCGAAGGCGCCGGGAAGCGAUGGCAGCUACCAUUGACAUGAAUUUCCAGAGUGAUCUAUUGUCAAUAUUUGAAGAAAAUCUUUUCUGAGAGCACCUAGGUGACUUCUGACUUUGAUUUUCUGGCAAAACAUGGACUCUCCAUAGUGUUAGGGGCGGCAGUGGAGGUGGUAGCAGCGGCAAGGGGGUGUCUCCGGGCCUGGCCCUCCUGCAUGCUAUGCCCGGGGCAGGCCUGACGGGCAGCUGAGGAUCGCAGAGCCUGUCUGCCUUACAGCCAGCCGGACGUCCCGCCACCCACCACCCCCUCACAGGACGUCAGCUCACAGCACGCCUCUCCACAAGCAAGUGCCGGCCAGACCCAAGCCGUGUGUCCCCGCGUGCGGGGCAGAGGCCCUGCUCUCCGCCAAAUGUCUACACAGUAUACACAGGACAUUGUUGCUGCCGCCACCGUGACUGGUUUUCUGUCCCCGAGAACGUGACGUUCGUGACAUCCUGCCCACCAGGAGUCCUUCCCCCACACCCCAGCCACCACCGCCCGCUCCCAGGAGGCCAGGGCAGGCCCGAGCGAGCUGGAGGCGGGCGAGGGCGUCGGCCCACCCCCUUGCUGGCACUGACUUUGCCUUGAACAGACCCCACCCCUUCCCUCCCCCCACAAGCCUUUAAUCGAGAGCCGCUCUCUGUAAGUGUUCGCUUGUGCAAAAGGGAAUAGUGCCGUGGAGGUGUGUGUGUGUCCAUGGCAAUUUGGAGCGAGGUGACUGUCACACGCGCGUGUGUGGGCCGGCCUCGCCCAGUGAGUGAGGCCACCAACCAAAGUCAGUUCCUUCCCACCUGUGUUUCUGGGUUUUGUUUUGUUUUUGUUUUUUUUUUUUUGUUUUGUUUUUUGUUUUGUUUUGUUUUUUUUUUUCUAUAUAUAUAUAUUUUUUUGUUGGAUUCUAUUUUAUUUUUAAUUCUCUCUUCUCCUCCAGACACAAUGGCACUGCUUAUCUCCGAAAUGGUGUGAUCGUCUCCUCAUUGAGCAGCGGCUGCCACCGCGCUGUGGGUAGUGUGUGACCGUGGCUGUACUGUGUAGUGAACAUAGUUGGCAUAUCUUUGUUUGAAGUUUGUUGGUGACUCCACCAAACUGGUGUAAAAAAUUUCAAAAAAAAAAAAAAAAAAAACCCACAAAAAACAAAACAAAACACACAAAACACACACAAAAAAAACCCUGCCUAUAUUUUACUCAGUUUCAAACUUUAUUAGUCUGUUUUUAAUUAUAAAGCCAUGUUUUCUUUUCCCUCCCCCCCCCCUUGUUUGUUUUUAAUGUCAAAUCUGUUUGAGUUGCUUUUUUACCAGGAAAGGAAGGGCCAGGGCAUGAGGCGGGCUCCGGGGGCUGGGGAGCCACAGACUACCGAGGUAGAGGCUCCCCACCCAGCCCGACCAGCCGGCUGCCCCUUCCCCCACUUUUUUUUUUUUUUUUUUAAAUUUUAUAAUUGGAGCCCUUGGUGAGAUUACGUGUGCCAUGAGAACCCACUCUACACCACGACGCUGGUGCCUCAGUGUUGGCCAAACUCUGGAGUCACUGACUGGUUUGACUUUCAUACGGUGAAUAUGCAUUUGGUCUGUACUGAUCAUGGAAUAAACACAUCUCUCUUUUUUAAUGCUGGCGUCUUCCUGACAUUUCUUUUUGAACCACCUGUUGCCUAGGCUAGGCCCAGGGCCCCCCCCCCCGCCCCCCGGAUUCCCAACCACCUUUGUACAAGAGUUACCAUAGAGUUACCAUCAGGGGCCACCUAGGCCAGCUCCUGUGACCAAGCUGAAGCUGUGACAGGGAGCCCAGGUACCCAUUCUUCCUGUGGACCCUGGCCUUCUAGGUGGGUAACGUGCUCCAGCAGAACCUGGUCAAACUCCAGACAGUAUUCUUCCCCUUGCCCUCCUCCAUCCUGGUCCUCCACUCACCAGAGGACUUGGGCCGCUUCUCCCACCCUGCCUGCCUCUACCUUAACUACUCCUUUCAUUUAAGCUCAGGGUUAACCAGAUGUUCUUAGAUAAG
Molecule: messenger RNA, 6067 nt
Organism: Nyctereutes procyonoides (raccoon dog)
Lineage: Eukaryota; Metazoa; Chordata; Mammalia; Carnivora; Canidae
Gene: BRD4
Product: bromodomain containing 4
Exons: 19
Coding region: 35-4129 (1364 amino acids)
Biological process (GO): positive regulation of transcription elongation by RNA polymerase II; chromatin remodeling
Cellular component (GO): chromatin; nucleus
Source: RefSeq, a predicted model, not a curated record